Messenger RNA from Sungouiella intermedia, 2262 nucleotides. The record is from the annotation of a GenBank genome assembly. NCBI's taxonomy places the organism in Eukaryota, Fungi, Ascomycota, Pichiomycetes, Serinales, Metschnikowiaceae.
AUGUUUGCGACAUUCCGUCUACUCAUUCUUAGAAAACCUUUGACCACCACCAAGAAUCCGACCUUAGAGAUUGGAAAUCUUUAUGGCCGGUCAACAUUCUUAACAUUAACAACCAUUCUCACAGCGUUAACUGCUGGUAUCCUAUAUUUUGUUCUCGUACCUUCGGUACCUACAUCUAAACCGAAGAUGUUUUCCAAGAGGCCCGAUAAGUAUACAGCCGGCCUCAUAAACAUGAGGAAUGAUUGUUUUGCAAAUUCAUCACUUCAGGCAUAUUCUUCUUUGCCGGGUUUGACAGAGUAUUUGAACAAGUUUGUCGAAACUUACAAAUUAAUGAUAACAGCCUCAGAGGGUUUAGAAGUCGAGCUUGACCAAAUAAUCUCCGGGGAGUCUUUGUCUGUGGGUGCUCAUACCAAGUGCAACAAAGAAGCCAAUGAUUCGAAGAAGUCGGUUAAAGAGGGCCUCAAGAUCACUCUUCAUAUUGCCUUGGCGAAGAUUCUCAAGAAUCUACAAGAGACUCAAUUGACAACUAGAACAAUAUCUGUUUGGACUUUUCUCCAUGAACUAGAGAGAAUUUAUAAUGCAAAAAUAUCAAGGUCUCAACAUGACGCUCACGAACUUACGCAGUUGAUCAACGAGACUUUAGAAACUGAAAACGUUAACUGUUUCAAGGUAUUGAAAGCAUUAAAAGCUCACUUUCAAGCGAUUGGUGAAAUCCCUGAAUGCUUGAAAUAUCUAGAGUUCCCUGAAUUUCCUUUUAAUGGGUUAAUUCUUUCUCAAAUGAAGUGUUUAGAGUGUUCGUCUGUUUCUAAGCCGGACAUAUCUCCAUUUUUGAUGUUAACACUUCAUCUUCCACAAGAACCAUCUACAAGUAUCGAGGAAUUAUUAGAUAAGAAUGAAUCUGAAACUAUUACAGGUUAUCAGUGUUUGAAAUGUCGGAUAACAAAAAUUGUGGGAAAUGAAGAAUAUUUCGCGAAGCAAGGCCGUUCAAAUGAACAUGAAUUCCAAGAGAAUAUUGUCAAGUUGUCGGAAUUGAGUAAAAAUGAAAACUUAUUCAUCAAUGAAGAUUUGCCUACUGAACUUGAAAACUUUGUGAAGAACUAUGAACGAGAUGGAAUUAGAAUACGUGAUGUAACCUCGACAGUAUUUCGGAAGACUCAAAUCUUGAAACCGCCAAAAGUAUUUGGUAUUCACUUGUCGCGGUCAGCAUUCAAUGGUGUGUCAAUAUCGAGGAAUCCAUGUCGAGUGGCAUUCAAUGACAAGCUAACGUUGUCAAUUGAUGAGGAGUAUUUACCGGAUCUCCACAAAUUCGGACAAGAUGGGGUUGAUGAGGGACAAGGGUUGAGGUUUAAUUCAAAGGUUCUUACUACAGAUGCUGAAGAUAUGGAAGACGAGAAUGUUCAAAGAGAAGAUGUCGAUGUGACGGGUGAAGAGACUGAGAUUGAAUCUGAUGAUAGGGAUAUUGCUGAUUGGUCGGUUUCAGAGGGUGAUCUGGUGGAUACCGAGACUGCAAGUGUCUCUUCACUCAAUACAUUCCUGUCUCCGCCUGAAAACUCAUCAAAGGCUGAAACUUUGCAGAAUACUACGAUUUCCAAAGAUCAAUCUAUGAAUCUUUUGAAUCAUUUCCGGCAGUUCACGUUCAGUGAAAACAACAACUACAAAUAUAGGCUUAGGGCUGCCAUUAGACAUCAGGGUUCACAUACCCAAGGACACUACGAGUGCUACAAAAGAAAGCCUCUUUUUGUCAAGGACAAUGAUGGAAACAUAAUCAAGAUUUGUCCCGAAAUUGAUACAAACAACUUGAAAGAGGUUGAGGACCUUAACCAAGCAAUUAAAACCCCGGAUAGGAAAAGGGCUCUGUCAGCAUCUUCGGGUAACCUGCAAGAUAGUGGUGAUCUGCUGGAACGUGGAAAUUUCCGCCGAAAGUUCUCUUCCAUUAUGGGGCGUAGACCAUCUAUCAUCCAAGCAGACCCAAUGGAAGCCAAUGUUCAAGAAAUCAUCACUUCUGGAUUGACUACCCCCGCAGAGGUUCUAGUAAACGAUUAUUUCCGUAUUCCAACUGCAGAUGAAGUGCUGACUCAUCUUAACAAAAAGGUGGACCAGUCAACUAAAGUGAAGUUGAAGAAAAUUCCUUCCAUAUUGAAGCAUCCGUACUGGAGAAUUGGUGAUUCCCAAAUUACAGAGGUUUCCCGCUCAGCGGUUAUGUUAGAGACGACAAGCGUUUACAUGUUAUACUACGAGAGAAGCGAUAGAAAACAAAGUUGA